Molecule: messenger RNA, 895 nt
Organism: Culex quinquefasciatus (southern house mosquito)
Lineage: Eukaryota; Metazoa; Arthropoda; Insecta; Diptera; Culicidae
Product: isoleucine--tRNA ligase, cytoplasmic-like
Exons: 2
Coding region: 436-882 (148 amino acids)
Biological process (GO): isoleucyl-tRNA aminoacylation
Molecular function (GO): isoleucine-tRNA ligase activity; ATP binding
Source: RefSeq, a predicted model, not a curated record
UGAACCGAACUUCAUUUUGCUUGAACGAACUCAAAAAUGGUGUUCCCCCAGUAAGCGUGCACCUUCUUCACGCGAUUUUUGGAAAAUUGACACUUUGACAGCUAGAUCUGUCAAACCAUUGUUUUUGUUUUGAAUGUGUCCGGCAAAAAGUUUUUUUUGGUUCUGAUACAAAUUUGUAGUUGUGUAACCUCUUACCGGCCGGAAUCCACAAAAAAACGACCGGAAUUGACAAAAAAUCCGAAGAUCUGCACCGCGAAAGCAUCGAUCACAUCAAAAUUCCAUCCGCCGUGCCGGGAAAUUCCGCGCUGAAGCGCAUUCCGAGGGGUUUGCUGGUUUGAUGACGUUCGCCCAGAAUCACUACCCGUUCAAAACCGCCGACUACUUUCUUACCUACAACUUCCCGAGGGAAUCGAUCAGACGCGCGGUUGGUUCUACAUGCUGCUCGAAAUCUCGACGGCCCUGUUCAACAAGCCGCCGUUCAAGAACCUGAACUGCACCGGGCUGGUGCUGGCCGCCGACGGGCAGAAGACGAGCAAGCGCAAGAAGAUUUACCCAGACCGAAUGGAGGUGUUGCAUAAGUACGGGGUGGACGCGCUAAGUUGUACCUCAUCAAUUCGCCGGUUGAGCGUGCGGAGAAAUUGCGGUGAGUUUGAUAUCUUGAGCAUUUAUCUAGAAGUCGUUGCUAAUAAUGAUGUCUCUUUCAGUUUCAAGGAAGACGGCGUCAAGGACAUAAUCAAGGACGUUUGCAGAACAUUGAUCGGUUCGAGAAGGAGGACAAGAUUGUUUAUCGAUAUGACGUUGGAUUUCGUCUUUGCUUCCGUUCGAUUUUCGUUUUGCUGCUCUAGAAUUUUCUCAUGGAAUAGGUUAAUUCAUGUUCGGUAGGAUGUCACGUCCA